Molecule: messenger RNA, 2475 nt
Organism: Solanum dulcamara
Lineage: Eukaryota; Viridiplantae; Streptophyta; Magnoliopsida; Solanales; Solanaceae
Product: protein EMSY-LIKE 3-like
Exons: 10
Coding region: 439-1764 (441 amino acids)
Biological process (GO): defense response to fungus
Cellular component (GO): nucleus
Source: RefSeq, a predicted model, not a curated record
CCAAAAACACGUGCUUCCAAUUCGUCGCGGCAGAAAACAUUUUUUUUCGUGAGGGCAAAAGCGAAUUCGACGACUCUAACAAAAAAGAUCAAACGGGAAAGAAAAAAGAAAGAAAACGGCAAAAGAUCAAAGGAGGCGGAAUUCAAAUCCUAACAUUAAACUAAAUAUUACAAACCUGUUUCACGUCCGUGUUCCCAAACUCAUACUCCCUUCUUCAACUUUCAUAUUUGCCCCCCCUCUCUCUCUCUCUCUCUCUCUCUGAAUUACACCCAAUUGAUUUGCGUACUUGUAAAACCCUAACUCGUAAUCUUGCAACCCCACGCGCCGCCUCUUUUGUUCUUUCGUUUUCUAUUGGGUUUUGAGUUCAAUUUGAUUUGUUACAUUUUGGGCUUCACUCUAUUCUAUUCGGUUCUUCAAGUUCCAGUUUGCGAGCUGGCUAUGGACUACGAGCCCUAUGAUAGCAGUGGAACUGAUGAUGAUCUUCCUCCAUCACAUCAAAAUAGGAUUCCAAGAGGUAGUGGUCGCAUUACUGGAAAUGGAAGGUCUGCUGUUAUUGGUUCUGUUCCCUAUCAGAGGAUGUACGGUGAAACAGAUAUGGAGGCCCAAAUUCACCAACUUGAGCAAGAAGCAUACAGUUCAGUUCUAAGAGCUUUUAAAGCUCAAGCUGAUGCCAUUACAUGGGAGAAAGAAAGCUUGAUAACUGAGUUAAGAAAAGAGUUACGGUUGUCCAAUGAAGAACAUAGAGAACUUCUUGCUAGAGUUAAUAAUGAUGAUGUCAUCAGAAGAAUAAGGGAAUGGAGGCAAUCUGGUGGGCAUCAACCUGGUAUGCUUGGUGCUGGUCAAUCUGUUCAUGAUCCAAUACCCAGCCCUUCUGUCUCAGCGUCACGGAAGAAACAGAAGAUAGCCCAAUCUUUACCUUCUCAAUCCUUUGCUGGACCAUCUCCUACUUUUCAUCCACCUCCAGUGACUGCUGCAAACCAGCCAUCUUCAUCAGCUGCCAAGAGAGGACCAAUGGUGGGGCCAAAGGGUAAAAAGCAUAAAUCUGGCCAGAUGAUGCCUGGUGCGUCUUCGAUGAAAAUGCAGUACCCUACUCCUGGUCCUUCUGGAAGAGUCCAAUUUGGUAAUCGGGUUUCUGAACCUGCUGAAGCAGCAUCAUUUGAUCCAUUGAUUGGAAGGAAAGUGAAAACUAGAUGGCCUGAUGACAAUAAUUUUUAUGAAGCACUCAUAACUGAUUUUAAUCGAGCUGAGGGUAGACAUGCGCUUGUUUAUGAUAUGGGUACUGCAAAUGAGACGUGGGAAUGGGUCAACCUUGCUGAGAUUUCUCCUGAGGAUAUCCAGUGGGAGGGUGAAGACCCUGGAAUUUCUCAUCAUGGAAAUUAUGGUGGAUUAGGUCAUGCCAUGACUAGACCUGUUGGACGUGAUAGUGCUCCAGGUGCUGGGAGAGGUCGGGGCUUCACUAAAGCUCAGUCCAGAAAAGAUUUUCCACCAUCACAGAAUGGCAUAGGAAAGAAGGGAUCUGAUGAUAUUCAGUUACUUCAUACUGAUACAUUGAUCAAAGAGGUGGAGAGGAUCUUUGGUGCUGGCCAUCCAGAUCCUCUGGAGGUUGAGAAGGCAAAGAAAGUGCUGAAGGAGCAUGAGCAGGCACUUCUAGAUGCCAUUUCAAGGCUUGGAGAGUUGUCUGAUGGUGAAAGUGGUGAAUUUUCGGGUGGGGAAUGCCAUUGGAAAAAGAGGAAAAGGAAAAAAGUUUGUGAAAAAGAAAAGUAAGAAAGAGAAGGAAAAAAGAAAAAGAAGAAAAACAAUGAAUAAAAAAUGGCGUUGAGGUGACAUGCCACGUGGUGUCCACCUCACCCAAAUGUCAGGCCAUGUGGACAACCAUUAAAAAGAGUGAUAUUUUUGGAUACUUUGACAAUGUCAGGGGCGUAUCUAAGGACAAACUUAGCUAAUAAAAAAGAGGGGUAUUUUUGACCCUUUUCCCUUGAAAUUAUGUUUCUAAUGGAAAAAUGUUUGAGAAGAUGUGUUUCUGUGAAAAUGAAGACUGGAAACAAGUGAUCAAUCUGACUUGGUCUGAUUUCUUAUUAUGCCUUAUUUUUUAUGAAAAAGAAUUCCUAUUGUUUGUCUUUCCAAAAAAAAAAACCCAACAGAAUUCAAUCUGUCAGAAUCGCUAGCGUACUUAAGUGCUUUGUCUUGUACAAUUUAAAAUUAAAAUGUUCUCACCAGAUUGUUUACAGCUUCAACUAUCGAAAACGAUUUUGGUGAAUCAUGAGUGAAUAUCUUGUCCAAAUGAGGGUGAUUUUGUGGAAGUGAAAGUAUAAAAGGGGGUUUCUCCUUUUUUCCGUGGGUGGGGUGGGAAGGAGUUUACCAUAUAGAAUGUGUUCACCAUCAGUAUUGUUGUCGGUGCAUCUCUCAUUGAAGCAUGUCCAGUGUUGUUUCUGCAUGCCUAUGAAAACAAACUGAAAUGUCAUAAACUUGUUCUAU